CAGGAACCAAAAGAUAGCUAGCGCAAGUAUAUACACUUCGCCAUGGAAAUUUGAAAUUAACACAUUAUGGGUUGAUAUGGUGUUUGAACGAUGGGAAACUAAUUUAUCUACUUUGCUCGGGACAUUUAGUGAGCGUCCCUUAUGUCUGUGAUGAACAAAAACGUUUUCCGUCAGAUUGCCUUAAGGCAGGAAGUGCGUGACUAUCUCCGCAAUGUCUACACGAAUAAAGAGCUGGUGUCAGAACUGGGGGAGGAUGAGGCAGAGAGAGUGUUUGCAUCUCUGAUGUCCUGCGUGUUCCACCCACCCUCCUUUACGUGCCUGAGAGCUAGCACGCACCUGUUCCCCAUACAGGAUGUGCAGCACAGGCUGGAACAGCAUCUUGCACAGCAACCAGGAAGGGAUUGCUAUGGGGACAGCGUUCCCACUCCCAUCUUUCGUCACCCACUACUUCCAGAUGUGCUGCUGCUUCCGGUCAGCGGUCCUAGGGAUGUGCGUAUGCAGAGUUCUGAAGUGACUGUUGGUGCUCAGUGUGGAUGUGCUGUACUGAGAGGUGCUCAUGUCUUUGCUCCUGGUGUUCUCAGCACACCUAAAUUUAUGAAGGUGGGUGAUGUAGUCUCUGUGUUCUCUGAUGUGGAGGGGAGGUGCACGCGUGGAGCUAAAGAGUUCCAGGGGAAGAAGGUGUUUCUGGGUAAUGGUGUCUGUGUGAUGGACCGCUCUGAUAUAUUUUGUACAGAGGGACCAAUAAGGGGUGUGGCCAUUAGAAUGAAUGAAGCCAUCUAUGAAAGCCCCUCCUUUGACGGGGUGCUGCCUACCGAGCUAUUUCUGCAGAAUCUGCCAUCAGUGGUGGUGGGGCAUGUGGUGGGGCCUCGUCCUGGUGAAAGGAUUUUGGACAUGUGUGCAGCUCCUGGGGGGAAGACCACACACAUAGCUGCCCUCAUGGGCAAUCAGGGAGUAUUAGUGGCUCUGGACAAGAUCAAAUCCAAAGUGGAGAAGAUUAGACAGAAUGCCCACACUCUGCAGUUGGAUUGCAUUAAAGCAUACUGCCACGACAGCAUACAGGCUGUGCAGUCUGGAAAAACCCAGGAGCCUUUUACAGAUGUUCCUCCGUUCCCAGAAGAGAGUUUUGACCGGGUGUUGUUAGAUGCUCCCUGCAGUGGGUUGGGCCAGAGACCCAACAUGGCAGUGACCUGGAGUGUCAAAGAAGUUUGCUCAUAUCCACCUCUACAGAGAAAACUCUUUACUGCGGCUGUGCGUCUCUUGAAAAAAGGCGGUGUAAUGGUGUAUAGUACCUGUACUGUGACACUGGCAGAGAAUGAGGAACAGGUGGCGUGGGCUUUGAAAACAUUCCCAUGUUUAACCCUGGAACCACAGGAGCCUCACCUGGGAUCACCAGGCAUGCUUGGAGCUGCAUUGUCACCUGAUCAGCUGAUGCUGCUGCAAAGGUUCCGCCCAGAAUUGGCCUGGGGUGGAGCUCGUGAUGGACAUGCCCCUGAGAAUCUUCUGUUGAAAGCCAGCACAGACACAAUAGGGUUCUUCAUAGCGAAGUUCAUCAAGAGAUAGUGGGCAAUGAAAAUGCACGGAGGCAAUGUCUCUCAAAGACUUAUCUGUCUACAGCUACGUGUGGCAAAGCUAUAAAAACAGGGAGCUCUUGGAGCAUUGGAGAGGCCUAAGACGACAGAGUCCAGAGCAGAAUGGUUGGGUGAAUGGUUGGGGGAGGCUGCCACGUGCAGUUCUGUUUCUGUUGCCUUGACAACAGUGACGACACAUCUGCUGUGGUGACGAUGGGUAUACGUGCGCAGUGGACUGUGAACAGGAAGCAGCGUGCAGACAGAGAACAAGACGAUAUCAACAGUUUUACAAACACCAAUGUAUAUGUUACAGAUCUGAGUACUGGUUUUUAUUCUUUGUUUAUUCUGAUGGGUGCAGUAUAAUUAUUGAAUAAGAAGUGGAUGGGUACAUGAAGAAGCUUGGGUGAAUGUUUUUGUAAGUGAACAAAGUUUGUCUAUUAGUGCAAAUAAAUAUCUCACUCCAAAAUGCAAGCAAUAUGAUCUGGAACAAGCAACUUUAAAUGCAAAAAGAGCAUAAUACACCACUGAUUAACAACAACCAGUAAAAGUAUCAGGUUUGAUUCAUUAUGCGUCAUUCUGAUAAAUAAAGGGUCAUGAAUGAGUGAA
This is a messenger RNA of Electrophorus electricus (electric eel), 2174 nucleotides long. RefSeq names its product NOP2/Sun RNA methyltransferase 6 (gene nsun6). Gene Ontology annotation, molecular function: RNA binding; RNA methyltransferase activity. Lineage: Eukaryota; Metazoa; Chordata; Actinopteri; Gymnotiformes; Gymnotidae. The record is from RefSeq and is a predicted model, not a curated record. Gene Ontology annotation, biological process: RNA methylation.